This is a messenger RNA of Felis catus (domestic cat), 4358 nucleotides long. RefSeq names its product transient receptor potential cation channel subfamily V member 5 (gene TRPV5). Gene Ontology annotation, cellular component: membrane. Lineage: Eukaryota; Metazoa; Chordata; Mammalia; Carnivora; Felidae. Gene Ontology annotation, molecular function: protein binding; calcium channel activity. The transcript is spliced from 17 exons. The record is from RefSeq and is a predicted model, not a curated record. Gene Ontology annotation, biological process: calcium ion import across plasma membrane. The coding region runs from base 1005 to 3206 and encodes 733 amino acids.
UUCUUCCCUUCCCUUCCAUAGGACCUCUGACGUCAUGAGCUUUGUGACAUCACAGCCAUGGGCCUGCCCCUCAUUCAGGUCACUAGAGAGUUCCCUUGCCAGGCAAGAGAGUGUAAAAGAAGAGGGGAGUCCCUGCUCCUGAAGACCCCCCCAAGGUCCUGUGUCCUCCCCAGGUCUCUCACAUCUGUACAGGCCGAAGAUUCAGAAGAAAAAGCAAGUUGUGGCGGAUGAUUUGGAGCUAAUUUUCCAACUUUAAAGCCAGUCUGGUUUUGUUACUAGCCGUGGGCCAUCACCCUCCCUCUCUGUGCUCUGCCCUUCUCUUUAGAAAAUUAGGAGAGCCCUCAGCCUAUUCCCAGGUUCCGCAUCUGUCUCCCGGGUGACUCGAAUUCAGUAACAAGCAUUUCCAAUCAGAAGAGAAAUAGAAACCACCCUAUUAGAAAAUAACACAAAAGGUGAUGUGUCCUCAGUCCUGCCUCAUCAUUCCUGAAGAGAGUCCCCAGAUUUCUCUGUCCACCACCUCGGCUCAGCUCCUGCUGUUCCAGUUCUGGGGUCUCCCCUGACUGGGGCUCCACAAAGCUGGGAAGGAAGAGAAGUUUCACUGAGGACGUGGCCUGGAAGCCUCCGGGAGGCUGGCUGCAAGGUUGAGAACAGAGACAACCACAAAGACCGCAAUGCAGACAAGCAGUGCUCAGGGCUUGGAGCCCAUCUGCGGAAGGACAACCAAUAGUCACUGAACUCUUAUGCUCAGGCUUUACAGACACAUGAGACAGUACAAUUAUUGGCCCCGUUCUACAGUUUGGAAGACUGAGGCCUGGGAAGCUCACUUAACUGAUCUGUAAGGGGCCAAGAGUCAGAGUUCAAACCAGAACCUGCCUGAUUGUCAAGCUGGAGGGCUUUUACUUUUCUACUUUCCUGUAUCCCAACCCCGCCUCCUCCUCUGUGGACUCCUAGACCGGCUCCUUUUACCACAUUCCCUAACCUGCCAGUGCCUGAAAGAAGACGAUAUGGGGUCUCCUCCACCUAAGGCAGAGGGGCCCAGGGUCCAACUCCAGAAACUUCUGGCCUCCUGGCUGCUCAGAGAGCAGGACUGGGAUCAGCAUCUGGACGAGGCCCACAUGCUGCAACAGAAGAGGAUCCGAGAGUCUCCACUGCUUCAGGCAGCCAAGGAAAAUGACCUGUGUGCCCUCAAGAAACUUCUGCUGGACCGAAGCUGUGAUUUCCGACAGAGAGGAGCCUUGGGGGAGACCGCGCUGCAUAUAGCGGCCCUCUAUGACAAUCUCGAGGCCGCCGUGGUGCUGAUAGAGGCUGCCCCGGAACUGGUCAAGGAGCCCACCUUGUGUGAGCCAUUUGUAGGUCAGACCGCCCUGCACAUAGCCAUCGUGAACCAGAACGUGAACUUGGUGAGAGCCCUGCUUGCCCACGGGGCCAGCGUGUCUGCGAGAGCCACAGGCAUGGCGUUCCGCCACAGCCCCCGCAACCUCAUCUACUUUGGGGAGCACCCCUUGUCCUUUGCUGCCUGCGUGGGCAGUGAGGAGAUGGUGAGGCUGCUCAUUGAGCAUGGAGCUGACAUCCGGGCCCAGGACUCCCUGGGAAACACCGUGUUGCACAUCCUCGUCCUGCAGCCCAACAAGACCUUUGCCUGCCAGAUGUACAACCUGCUGCUGUCCUACGAUGGGCGCAGGGACCACCUGCAGUCCCUGGACCUCGUGCCCAAUCACCAGGGUCUCACCCCCUUCAAGCUGGCCGGAGUGGAGGGCAACACCGUGAUGUUUCAGCACCUGAUGCAGAAGCGGAAGCACAUCCAGUGGACCUACGGGCCGCUGACCUCCACUCUCUACGACCUCACCGAGAUCGACUCCUGGGGGGAGGACAUGUCCUUUCUAGAGCUGGUGAUUUCCUCCAAGAAGCGAGAGGCUCGCCAGAUCCUGGACCAGACCCCAGUGAAAGAGCUGGUGAGCCUCAAGUGGAAGAGAUACGGACAGCGGUACUUUCACAUUCUGGGUGCCUUGUACAUGCUCUAUAUGAUCUGUUUCACCGCCUGCUGCAUCUACCGCCCCCUCAAGUUCCGCUUGGGCAACCGCACAGAUCCCCGGGACAACACAGUCCUCCAGCAGAAACUGCUGCAGGAGGCCUAUGUGACUCAGCAGGAUAAGAUCCGUCUGGUGGGGGAACUGGUGACCAUCAUGGGGGCUGUGAUCAUCCUGCUCCUGGAGAUCCCGGACAUCUUCAGGGUUGGUGCUUCUCGCUAUUUUGGACAGACUAUCCUCGGGGGACCGUUCCAUGUCAUCAUCAUCACCUAUGCCUGCAUGGUGCUGGUGACCAUGGUGAUGCGGCUCUCCAACAUGAACGGGGAGAUGGUGCCCAUGUCCAUUGCCCUGGUGCUGGGUUGGUGCAGUGUUAUGUACUUCGCUCGAGGAUUCCAGAUGCUUGGUCCCUUCACCAUCAUGAUACAGAAGAUGAUUUUUGGAGACUUAAUGCGCUUCUGCUGGCUGAUGGCUGUGGUUAUUCUGGGAUUUGCCUCAGCGUUCUAUGUCAUUUUCCAGACAGAGGACCCAUCCAACCUGGGGCAAUUCUAUGACUAUCCCAUGGCACUGUUCAGCACCUUUGAGCUUUUCCUCACCGUCAUUGAUGGGCCUGCCAACUACGAAGUGAACUUGCCCUUCAUGUUUGGCAUUGUCUACUUUGCCUUCACCAUCAUUGCCACGCUGCUCAUGCUCAACCUGUUCAUCGCCAUGAUGGGUGAUACACACUGGCGGGUGGCCCAUGAGCGGGAUGAGCUCUGGAGGGCCCAGGUGGUGGCCACCACAGUGAUGCUGGAGCGGAAGCUGCCUCGCUUCCUGUGGCCUCGCUCUGGGAUCUGCGGAUGCCAGUAUGGGCUGGGGGACCGCUGGUUCCUGCGAGUUGAGAACCACCAUGAUCAAAAUCCUUUGCGAGUGCUUCGCUACGUGGAAGCUUUCAAGGGCUCAGACAAGGAGGAUGGACAAGAGCAGCUUUCUGAGAAACAGCCCUCUGUUUCUGUGAUCGAAAGUGGGACGCCAGCCAGAGCCUCUCUGGCCCCUCCAACGCCUUCCCUAUCCCGGACCACAUCUCACAGCAGCAGCAGCCACCGGGGCUGGGAGAUCCUGCGUCGCAACACAUUAGGACACUUUAAUCUUGGGCUGGACCUUGGUGAGGGAGAUGGAGAGGAAAAUAUCUAUCAUUUAUGAUGAGGACCCCUGUUUCUAUUGGCCUGAAAAACAGGUGGGCCUAAAUGGAGGGAAGUAUCUGAUUGUUUUGCCUGUUAAUCAUGAGAGGGGAUAGGCAGAAUAAUUCUUAAAGGUCACGUCUCAUCCUUCACAUCAGCAUUUCUGGAGAUGGGCAAUGGAUGUCUGUUGUCCCACAUAUCUUCCGGUUUCCUGAAAGUCCCACAUCUUGAGAAAAGAAGGUGUCUCUUAGAGCAAAGUUGGAUUUAGCCAUCAAAGGCAUGAACUAGGGAUGCUAGACUAACAUCUGGAUCAUCUUUCUUUCUGCCUCAUGCAGGCACUAGAAAGUAGUGAGCUGUGAAGCCUGCUUGGUUCCACAAGGCUUAAUGUGGGAAGAUCCAGGCAUGGCACUGAGGUUAUGGCCCUUCCCUUUUCCCCUGUAGGACUCUCUCUCACCCCGCAACCAACCCCCAACUAGAAAACUGCAAUAAGAAAGGUUCUUUAUCCUUGCUUUAUUUUUCAGAAAUUUUAUUGUGGGAAGAUACACAUCACAUAAAUUUACUGUCUUAACCAUAUGUAGGUAUACAAUUCAGUGGCAUUAGGUACAUUUACACUGUUGCAUAAUGAUAACUACUAUUCAUCCACAGGAUGCUCUCAUCAUCUCAAACCAAAACUCUGGUACUCAUUAAACAUUAACUCCCCACUGUCCCCUCCACACAGUCCCUCAUAACCAAUAUUCCACUCCACGUCUAUGAAUUUGACUACUCUAGGUACCUCAUACAGGUGGAAUCAUUCAAUAUUAAUCCUAUUGUGUCUGGCUUAUUUCACUUAGCAAAAUAGUUUCAAGAUUCAUCUGUGUUGUAGCAGGCAUCAGAAUUUUAUUCCUUUUAAGGGUCAAAUAAUAUUUCAUUGUAUGGAUAUAUCACAUUUUAUUUAUCCAUUCAUCCACUAAUGGGUAUUAGGAUUGUUUCCACCUUUUGGCUAUUAUGAGUAAUACUGCUUGAACAUUGGCAUAUAAUUCUCUUCAAGUUCUUGCUUUCGAUUUCUUCGGGUGUAUCCUUAGCUGUGGAAUGGCUUGGACUUAUGGCAAUUAUUAUUUAAUUUUUUGAGGAACUGCCACACUUUGUUGUCUUUCUUUCUUUCUUUCUUUCUUUCUUUCUUUCUUUCUUUCUUUCU